Messenger RNA from Limulus polyphemus (Atlantic horseshoe crab), 2241 nucleotides. RefSeq names its product nuclear receptor subfamily 4 group A member 2-like. Gene Ontology annotation, molecular function: RNA polymerase II cis-regulatory region sequence-specific DNA binding; nuclear receptor activity; zinc ion binding. Lineage: Eukaryota; Metazoa; Arthropoda; Merostomata; Xiphosura; Limulidae. The record is from RefSeq and is a predicted model, not a curated record. The transcript is spliced from 9 exons. Gene Ontology annotation, biological process: cellular response to corticotropin-releasing hormone stimulus; regulation of transcription by RNA polymerase II. Gene Ontology annotation, cellular component: transcription regulator complex; nucleus. The coding region runs from base 1 to 2241 and encodes 746 amino acids.
AUGCUCUUGUUGUGUUGCACGUAUCUGUCUAACCUGGCUGACCACCACCUGUCGUGUCGCGGGACCACCUCGCCCGCCACAUCUGAUACUGAAGAGGAAGGUUCUGGGAUAGGAUCGUCGUCGUCUGCUGCAGUUCCGGAUGAUUUAAGUCCAGAACCAGUUUCAACGACAGCAACUGCUUCAUUAAUUCAGAAAAGUGUAAUAACUGCCCCAAGUCCGGGGGGUCCUUCAUCCAGCUUAAGCGUCACUACCACCACCACCACCAGAGAAACAGCGAGCUCACCAGAGAAAGCCACCAUGUUUCUACUUCAACAGUCUGAGGGUGUUCCUUUUGCUGUCCUGAGUAGCCUCGUGGGUCCAGAGGACACCAUGCCGUUGUCCGAAGAGAGCUUUACAGGAGAGUCAUUCAAACUACCAGCUUUGGAGUUUGACGAACCUGUGGAAAGUUUUGAGGUGAUACCAGCGGUCAAAAGCUUGGAGGAUAUUUUACAGACAGAAUUCACUGCUAUGAUGACCUGUUCAGCCACCACAACUCCUUUGUCUGACCCCACCGUAAUGGUUACCGCAGCAAGCACUCUUCCCAUCUUUCAAGACGACCCCUCGGUAAUGGUUACUGCUGGAGGUAUCCUCCCCAGCUUUCAAGAAACGUAUUCUCCAAGGUAUCGCCGAGAGACGGCACAGUCAACGGUUUUCACCUUUAAGUACAAGGAAAUAUCGGCGGAACAACUUGAACCAACUAGUACGACGACUGAGAGCUUUCCGUCCUCGCUUAUUGGUUUAGAACCUUCAACCUCACCUUUCCCCUUCCAGCCUUCAGAGCCAAUGGGGUUUUACAGAACGAAAGAAUCGCCCCUUAUUUCCCCAGUCGCUCCAUUUCCCCAUGCUGCAUCUGCUACUUAUGUAUCCUCCAGUUACCCUAGCCCGCCAAUAACCCAGCAUGAGCCUACCUUUCUUCAAGUGGAACAUCUGAAACCCGAACAAACCCCCUCCUCCUCUACCCAACCUGAAGUUUUACAAACCUCCCAACUGCCUGAAAGUCCCACAUUCGGCUUAGAGAUCUCACAUCCAACUGAAGGAACGUCGCCAUCAACCAGUACCAAAGUUCGAAGACGAGCUUCUGUUACAAUUCCAAGUUGUAUAAUUCCUCAAGCAAGUCAACAGCAAAGCUUUCGCGCCCACUCCUCUCCAUCUACACCAACAACGAAAGAGCCCACACCCUCUACCUCCCAGCUCUGCGCAGUGUGUGGAGACAACGCCGCUUGUCAACAUUACGGAGUUCGAACUUGCGAAGGGUGCAAAGGGUUCUUUAAGCGCACAGUCCAAAAGGGGGCGAAAUACGUCUGUUUAGGAAACAAAGCUUGUCCUGUUGACAAACGGCGCCGAAACCGAUGCCAGUUUUGUCGGUUUCAGAAGUGUUUGACUGUUGGUAUGAACAAAGAGGUGGUAAGAUCACACACAUUAAAGGGUCGUCGUGGUCGAUUACCAUCUUCAAAAAAGGUGUGUCAGGAGUCGCCACCAUCGCCUCCUGUCACUCUUAUUACGUCGUUGGUGCGUGCUCAUGUGGAUACUUCCCCGGAUAUCGCGAACUUGAACUAUUCUAAGCUUCGAGAUCCGGGAUCAGCUGAAAGUAUGCCUUCAGAAGCUGAGCAAGUCCAACUUGUUUUCAAUCUGAUUACGUCAUCAAUCGAAAUCAUUCGGACCUUCGCUGAGAAAGUUCCCGGAUUUACGGAGUUCAGCAGAGAAGACCAAGAACUUCUGUUUCAAGCGGCUUUUCUGGAACUGUUUGUUCUCCGACUGUCCUACCGUAUGAAGAUGGAUGAUGAUAGACUGACUUUCUGUUGCGGAUUCAUUCUGCAUAAGGAAGAAUGCCGCCGAGGUUUCGGUGACUGGUUAGAUUCAAUAGUGGAAUUUGCCAAGAGUCUGCACGCUCUAGAAAUUGAUAUUUCAUCUUUCGCUUGCCUGUGUGCCUUGGUCUUAAUAACAGAACGGCAUGGCCUGAGAGAAUCUCAGAAGAUCGAUCAGCUACAAAUGAAGAUAGUUGGCGCUUUACGCGAUCACGUGACCUACAAUAUAGCAGCCCAAAGAAAAACAAAUUUAUUUUCUCACAUUCUGGGUAGAAUUCCUGAUCUCCGGUCCGUCAGCGUUCAAGGGUUUCAUAGGCUAUUCUACCUAAAACUCGAAAACCUCGUGCCUGUCCCUCCCCUUGUUAAUAGGCUACUGGGGUCCGGAGUUCCUCUCUGA